AUUUCAGAUCUAGUUUCUCAGAAGUUCCCUGUGCAAAGUUCCAAACGGAAAAAAUGUAGUAAAGCGCCAAGUUCUCCCUCGAAAGCAAUAACAAAACAAAAAAAACUAGACUAAACUCUAAACACGAAAAUCAAUCCAAAUGUGCAUUUUUUCUACCUUUACCAUUCCUAUUAGAUAAAACAUUGUUUUGUGAUACACAGUUGUUUAAAUUAAAUAAUUAAACUAUUUAACUAACUUAUUUAUUAUAAUUAAUCCAAAAGAAACUUGAAAAAAUGAAACCAAAUGUGGAUAAGGAACUUUUGCCAAUGAAGGCACAUUAUUUCCUCUUUAAUGCAGGAACAGCGCCGGUUGUGCCUUUUAUGCCAACACUUGCCAGGCAGCUGGGCUUCUCCUCUGUCAUCGUUGGAUCGAUGUAUACAAUCUUGCCAAUUGUUGGAAUGCUUGCUAAACCUUUUUUUGGUUUCAUUGCAGAUAGAUUUCAGAAACAUCGUUUUCUAUUUCUAAUGGCUCAAUUGUUAACGGCAAUUUCAUUCUUUUGCAUUAUGUUCAUCCCAGCCAUUCCACAGCCUAAACCAGUUGUUGAACUACAUUGCCAUGCAGGUGUUUCAGAACUCCGUUUUUGUUCCGAAUUAGACACAUGCAUUGAUUCCAAUCUAGAGAAUCGCUAUGGAAAUUCAUCAUUAAAAUGUAACCUACGUUGCCAAGCCGACACCUGGAUGUGGGACAUUGUCUGCAAUGAUUGGUUAAACAAUACUCAAGACUGCCAAAAGAAUAAACCCUACCUAGAUCUCACAAUCGAUACUAAUAUGAGCGAUAUAAUACAAGAAAAACAAUGUUUAUUUUUUAAAGUUCAACAUGAUCGUGGCCAGUUAAAUGGACAAAAUAUAACACUAAAUUGUCCUAAGGAUCAAAAAUAUUUCAAUACCACCUGUGAGAUGGAUUGUGGUGAUGAGUAUUUGCAGAAUACACUUUCUGAAAGUCCAGUUAUUAAUAGUUCAGAUGCUUUUGGUCUGUAUCAAUUUUGGUUGUUCUUUUUGAUGUUGAUAUUCAGUUGGAUUGGAAUGGCUGUUGUUGUGAGUAUUGGAGAUGCAAUAUGUUUUGGCAUACUUGGAGAUCGUCAUCAUCUUUAUGGCAAACAAAGACUUUGGGGUGCGGUAGGAUGGGGCUUAAUUGCUCUUUUAACUGGUUAUUUAGUGGAUAAGAUGUCGGGAAAUAGUGUUAACAAGGAUUAUACCAUUGUGUUCUGGAUGUUAGCUGUUAUCAUUGGAUUUGAUAUGUUUGUAUCAACUAAAUUGAGAUUCACUCAAACAAGCCUUUCCAAGAACAUAUUUCGAGAUGUUGGGAAACUCUUCCUUUCCAUCCGAGUUGUUGUCUUCUUCCUUUGGUGCAUAUCCAUUGGCUUGUGUACAGCUUUAGUGUGGAAUUUCCUUUUUUGGCACUUGGAAGAUCUAAGUGCAAAACAUGCUGGCUGUGAAGGAAAUUCAAUCAAGACACUAGAAGGUUUCGUUAUGGCUGUACAGUGUUUCGGAGGAGAACUACCAUUUUUCUUUCUCUCCGGAUGGAUUUUAAAGAAAAUCGGGCAUGUUCACGCCAUGAGUUUAGUUCUGCUUGGCUUUGCAGCUCGAUUCAUUUUGUAUUCGUUCCUCGACAAUCCAUGGUAUGUCUUGCCAAUUGAACUACUUGACGGAGUGACAUUUGGAAUGUUCUACUCAACAAUGGCAUCGUAUGCUAGUAUAGUAGCUCCAGCUGGAUCGGAGGCUACUUUACAGGGCCUAGUUGGUGCGAUUUUUGAAGGAGUUGGUGUUUCCAUUGGCAGUUCAAUUGGUGGAAUCAUGUUCAGUUCAGUGGGAGGAUCACAAACAUUCCUUAUAUUUGGUUUGGGUGCCUUAAUUGUAUGCAUUGUACAUGCAACAGUGCAAUGGCUCUUAUCGCGAAACAACAGAGAUAGUGGUAAGCAUUAUGACGUCAACACUAAAGAUAAUAACAGGGUGAAGGAGAGUAAGGAGGUGAUGGACGACAAAGAUGUUGCUUUGAAAAAUGGGUUGGGUGGUACUGUAAAUAUGGAUCCAAAUGAAUUUACAGAAAUUGAUUUAAAUUCGCACUAAAAUUAUAAUAAGAGUUGCAUUUAAUUGCGAUUUUACUUUAAGAUUUAAUUUAAUUUUUCUUUUUUGAUUUGUUUUUGUUUUCAAUGAAUUUAAUAUUAUUUUUUUUUUUUUUUUGCAAUCAAUGCAAAUGGGAAACUGGUUUUUUUCUACUAACAAAACAAUAAAAAACAAAAAUUUAAAAAAAAAAAUACUACUACUACAUCUGUUAUGAAUUGAUUUUACUAAUCAAUUUAAGCAAGAACAUAGAAAAAUGGUGCCUAUUUGUAUGUACAAUUAUAUUUAUGGUCGUAGAACAAUGUUAAUUCGAAAUUCUUAUCACAUUUGUUUGUGUUUUUUUUGUUUUGUUUUGUUUUUUUUUUUUGUUUACUUAAGUAAAUUAUCUGCAUGCUUUUCGUAGAGUUAAAAGAGAAUUAAAUAGUUUUAUUAUUGAAAUGAUAACGAUUAGUUACAGAGUGGAAACACGUAUUAUUAGUAGGUGGAUGAAGUUUUAUGAGUUAGACUUUGAUCUGAUGUAAUGAAAAAGAGUGAAUGUAGAUAGUUUUUUGUUGUCAAUCUUAAUUAUGUCUCAUCAAAUGAACAGAGAGACUACUUAUUUGAGUUGUAACUAAGUUGGUUUUUAGAUAUUUGUUUUAUGAAGAUUUAUAGAACAUAAUGCCACUGUCCUAUAUGAUAGCUUUUGUUGUUGUUACAGAUAACAAUUUAGAAAGAAAAAGUCAUCAAAUUUAAAAUUUUCAUAUUUGUUCUUUGCAAUGAAUAAAAAUUAGGGUUUUUUUUUGUAAAAUUUGCAUUCUUUAAGUCCGAUCUUUGGUCAGAAUUUAUUCAGAGCUGCUCCCUUAAUGAAUGAUUCGAUUCACUGGCUUGUUGGGCGCCAACAAGUUUGAGGAAGAAUUUAAAGAUUAAGAGCUGGUAGGACAUAGGUGUAAGGUAUAACCAAAUUUAUGGGUCCAUGACUCUUAACGUCGAAUUUGAAAGUCUGAUAGUUUUUUUUUGGGUGGCGGACGCGAUUACGGAUUUGUAUGAAAUAGUUAAUGUAAUAAAAUUUUUAACAUUUCCUUGUUUCUUGCUAAUAAUUUAAUUUGAAAGUUUGCUAUACAUUUUAUAAAAUAAAAAAAAAAAAAUACAUUGUUUGGGAACCGGUUGCAUACAAUUUUUGAAAACUUUUUUGAAGAUAAAACGUUCGUUUGGAAAACAGCAUGCAUUUUGUUGAAAGAGCCUUUCUUUUGUAUUUUGUUUCGCCACACUAAAUUUGUGGCGAUGAAAAAUGAUGCAUACCAACCUCAUAAAAUAAUGGAAACAUUUGAAACUUGUAAUUCAUAGUUAAAUAACCAAAAAAAAAAAAAAAAUAUGAAACUUAGUUUUUUAUUAAUAGAAAAA
This is a messenger RNA of Episyrphus balteatus (marmalade hoverfly), 3479 nucleotides long. It is a transcript of the gene Sugb, whose product is annotated as major facilitator superfamily domain-containing protein 6. The transcript has 5 exons. The coding region runs from base 273 to 2105 and encodes 610 amino acids. Gene Ontology annotation, cellular component: membrane. The record is from RefSeq and is a predicted model, not a curated record. Lineage: Eukaryota; Metazoa; Arthropoda; Insecta; Diptera; Syrphidae.